Messenger RNA from Hypoxylon trugodes, 2282 nucleotides. RefSeq names its product casein kinase II alpha subunit CKA. Gene Ontology annotation, molecular function: ATP binding; protein serine/threonine kinase activity. The record is from RefSeq and is a predicted model, not a curated record. Gene Ontology annotation, cellular component: cytosol; protein kinase CK2 complex; nucleus. Lineage: Eukaryota; Fungi; Ascomycota; Sordariomycetes; Xylariales; Hypoxylaceae. The transcript is spliced from 8 exons. Bases 515 to 1534 code for a protein of 339 amino acids. Gene Ontology annotation, biological process: regulation of transcription by RNA polymerase III; DNA damage response; protein phosphorylation.
UUUAUCAAUCCUGCAAAAUUUGGUGUCCUACAUAUUACAAUCAAUGAUGGGUCCAAGUAACCAAAGAUACAUCUAUAAGGGGUUAUUUCCCCAAGUACAUUUGGCCGGGGGGUAGGUAGGUGCGUUAGGUGCGUUAGGUGCGUAGGUGCGACCAACUCCACUCCACACUCAGGCACUGCCCUGCGCCAACACCGGGUUCUAGUUCCAAUCUUCGACAUCCCACCCUACCAGCCCUGCCCACCUUCAAAUAACUAAUCCCCCGGCCCUGUCUAGGUCCCCGUCCCCAUCCCACUACCUCCAACAACCACGACCGCCACGGUUCUGGGAAUAUCGUCACCCAUCGCGCCAUCGCGAGCCCGAGCCUGAUCCCCUCUACGGCCGCAACCGAACCUCCCGCGAAAACGACGACAAUAUCUAUUCACGAUAUUCUCCAUCUCGUAUCCUUAACCCGGCGCCUAUUCCCCCUCGAGACCCAGCAUUUGGGGUUCCUUGGGCGUACGAUACCGACGACAAAAUGGCGCGCGUCUACGCCGAUGUCAACCAGAAUAUGCCCCGAGCGUACUGGGAUUACGACAGCGUUAAUAUCAGCUGGGGCAUUCUCGAGAACUACGAGGUAGUUAGGAAGAUCGGCCGCGGAAAGUACUCGGAGGUCUUUGAGGGAAUCAACGUGAUUAAUUAUCAAAAAUGUGUUAUCAAGGUCCUCAAGCCGGUUAAGAAGAAGAAGAUCAAGCGAGAAAUCAAGAUUCUCCAGAAUCUCUCUGGUGGUCCCAACAUCGUCGCCCUUCUUGAUGUCGUUAGAGACAACCAGAGUAAGACUCCGUCUCUCAUCUUCGAGAAUGUGAACAAUACCGACUUCCGAAGCCUCUACCCCAAGUUCAACGACAUUGAUGUACGAUACUACAUCUUCGAGCUCUUGAAGGCUCUCGACUACUGUCACAGCAAGGGAGUUAUGCACCGAGACGUAAAACCUCAUAACGUUAUGAUCGAUCAUGAGAAUAGAAAGUUACGUCUUAUCGACUGGGGUCUAGCUGAGUUCUACCAUCCCGGAACCGAAUAUAAUGUGCGCGUUGCUUCCCGCUACUUUAAAGGACCUGAGCUGUUAGUCGAUUUCCAGGAGUACGAUUACAGUCUAGACAUGUGGUCCCUUGGUGCCAUGUUCGCGUCCAUGAUCUUCCGAAAGGAGCCCUUCUUCCACGGAAAUAGCAAUUCCGACCAACUGGUUAAGAUUGCAAAGGUUCUCGGCACGGAUGAUCUCUUCGACUAUCUAGACAAGUACGAAAUUGAACUUGAUCCCCAGUACGACGAUAUCCUAGGUCGUUUUGCCAAGAAGCCCUGGCACAGCUUUGUCACAACCGAGAAUCAGCGAUUCGUUAGCAACGAAGCCAUUGAUUUCCUUGACAAGCUCCUCCGAUACGACCACCAGGAGCGUCUCACAGCCAAGGAGGCUAUGGCCCAUGCGUAUUUCGCCCCCAUUCGAGACGAGGCCACUCUAACGGAAUACCUUGGUGGUGCAACUGUUAGCUCGGAAUCUUGAGCUACGAUGCAGUUUAGUAACGGACGACAUCUUCUAUCAGGCCCUACCUCUGGAUUAUUGAGAUACCCCGGGCUUCUCGUCUUUUCUGUUUCGUCCGUCGCUUUAUUAUGGACCAUUUACACUCGUAUCAAUGACAUCACGAUGAGAUGUGGUGCCAAACUUUGCUUAAGUGGGAAUUCGGUAUUAGUUGUUCUCCUAGCUACAUCGCUGAGACGACUUCCAUGUAAUUUGCAAUUCCUUCACAUAACACAUCGCAACACCCAUGUGGUGCUCUCGGGAAAGCAAGACGACCCAACACUAAUAGAUCACGAUCGACGAGACUCGUCACUUUUUAAAUAACCGAUGCUACUAUCUAAAAAGCUUCGGUCGCUAUGAUAGGGUGCUAGGAGUAUGAUGUGAUUAGGAGUGGAAUGCAGACAAGAGAAAUGGCUGGGCUUGGCUUUGGCGUUUCCCCGGGCUUAUUCAAGGGAUGGGCAAAUGGCAAAUGGGGCAAUGGGAGGAAUAUGACAUUUUUCUUCUCUCCUCCCGCGAUUACUAGGUACUCGGUAGGGUUAGGCCAGCAUGGGAAAUUAUCAAAUAGUGUAGACCAUCAGAUGAGUUAUCAAUAAAUCUUCAAUCUUCAUGACUGUAGUUAGUGACCUGGUAGGUUUUCGUCUUGGUGUCGAUUUCAUCGUCGGAGGGUGUUAGGCUCAAAGUUUCAAGGGCAUUUGAUAGUGAAUUGAAUAUACUUAGAUUUGCUAUGGGGAGC